Pseudomassariella vexata is the source of this 1032-nucleotide messenger RNA. RefSeq names its product GTP cyclohydrolase 1 type 2/Nif3. Bases 1 to 1032 code for a protein of 343 amino acids. The record is from RefSeq and is a predicted model, not a curated record. The transcript is spliced from 3 exons. Gene Ontology annotation, cellular component: mitochondrion; cytoplasm. Lineage: Eukaryota; Fungi; Ascomycota; Sordariomycetes; Amphisphaeriales; Pseudomassariaceae.
AUGUCCUUGCGUUACUACCGCAAUCUCAUUACAGCUAGUCAACGUGCAUGCCGGCUCGCCUCUUCACAAAGGCCUCUCUUCUCAUCAAUCCCAAUUCACUGCAUCUUACCCCGGUUACAGCCAAGAGCAAUAAGUACCAUGACGACUUCUUCGUUCGCAGACACGGUGGUUUCCGCCAUGAGAACUCUAUUCCCUGAAGUACUUGCAGACAAAGCUUGGGAUAACACUGGAUUGUUGCUUGGACAGGCUCAACUCUCGGCCACCAAGGAUGACACGCCUGGAACAGUGCUACUCACCAAUGACCUCACUGCAGCUGUGGUAGAUGAAGCCAUUCGCGAGAAGGCCAGCAUAAUUGUUAGCUACCACCCGGUCAUCUUCAGAGCCCUCAAGUCAUUGACGGCUCAGGAUCCUAUGCAAGCACAACUUCUUCGCCUAAUAGCUUCGGGCAUUGCUGUUUACUGCCCCCACACAGCCGUCGAUGCUGCCAAUGGCGGACUGAACGACUGGCUCUGCGAUAUCCUAGUCGGAGACCAGCCCGAUCUCGUAGCAGGACGUAGCGUCAUCGAACCCAUUACCCGCACAUUGCCGUCAGAGCUUCAGGGCCUUGGCUAUGGCCGCAAAGUCCAGCUCAACAAGCCCACAAGCCUGGCGGUUUUGCUCAAAAACCUAUCCGCGGGACUUGGAAACCAGCGUUAUAUGUCUGUUGCGGUGCCUCAAGAUUCCGUCGCCGAUGUGAACAGAACCCAGAGCAUCUCCAGUGUAGCAGUAUGUGCUGGCUCCGGAGCGGAUAUGCUCAAGGAUAGUGAUGCUCAACUGCUCGUGACUGGUGAAAUGAGCCACCAUUACGCCCUCCGACACGUGCAGCUUGGACAGACUGUGGUGACAGUUUUCCACAGUAACUCGGAGAGGCAGUAUUUGACCCAACGAAUGAAGCCGAUGCUCGAGAAGGCGCUCGGAUCAAGCGGAAAGGUGAUUGUCAGCACCACAGACCGAGAUCCAUUUGAGGUCAUCGAUGUAUCCAAGCUAGCAUAG